Messenger RNA from Pomacea canaliculata, 3369 nucleotides. RefSeq lists its product as uncharacterized. Gene Ontology annotation, molecular function: protein binding. The coding region runs from base 551 to 2113 and encodes 520 amino acids. Gene Ontology annotation, biological process: positive regulation of protein ubiquitination; SCF-dependent proteasomal ubiquitin-dependent protein catabolic process. Gene Ontology annotation, cellular component: SCF ubiquitin ligase complex. Lineage: Eukaryota; Metazoa; Mollusca; Gastropoda; Architaenioglossa; Ampullariidae. The record is from RefSeq and is a predicted model, not a curated record. The transcript has 7 exons.
AACCACCAUCUAAGUGAGUUAUCAGCCCAGACAACAAAGAACAGCAGUGUGGGUCAGCUGGUGAGACUAUCAGGGAGGUAUAUAUAAAAGUCCGUGUUCAUUAGCCAAAUGACUGAUGCCAAUGCACUACGAACGGUUGUGGCUGAUUAUGGUUACUUAAUGGACGGAUUGCUUGCUAUAUUCUGCUUUUAACAGAGACCAUGGCACAAGUGAUAUAUGUAAAGGUUGCAAGAGAGUCCAGUCAGUGGUGGAACAGUCCUCGUCAUUAGUUCUAAACUGGUGUAACUUUAAGAAGCGGCAUUUCUGGCGAAGUAUAAUUUUUUAAAGGCAAAAAAGAAAAACAACAUCUACAACUGAAGUUCAUACAACAGAAGUGAAACUAAGGAAAGGAGAGUCACUGGGUACUGUUUUGAGAAGUGAUAAUCGGCUGUCUGCCACAUAGCUGGUGCCUGAGACAGUGGAGCAAAGGAAGUUUUCAGUUUACUGCUAUAAGAGUCAAUAGUCUGGGAAGAAGUGCUAAGCUCCUGAAAUCUGCCUGUAACCACAGGUGAUGUGUGAAACCAAGGGUACAAUUGGGAACAAAUUAAUCGCCACAACCAUGAACAAAGGGAAACAAUCAGAAAAAACUCAAGAUCAAAAUCAGCAAAUUACUAUAGAAAAACUGCCAGACAAGCUGCUACUGAAAAUCUUCUCUUUCCUGAAGCACAGAGAGUUAGGGAAAGUUGCCCAGGUGUGCCGCAAAUGGCGCCUGCUGGCUUAUGACAGUCGCCUGUGGAACUGUGUGUCGUUGCGCCCAGAGUACUCGGGGCUACACGUGUACAGCCAGGAGGCGCUCGUUGCCCUCAUCAACAUGCGCUUUGGCGCCACCCUCAAGUACAUUGAGUUGCCCAGCGAGCUUAUUACUGCACCCGUGCUGCACGAGCUGUCCAACAAAUGUCCCUCCCUGCGCUACAUGACUCUUGACUUCUCUAACGCCAUGCAAUUGCACGACUUCAACGACCUCAACACCUUCCCCUGCAACUUGCGCAGCCUGUGCAUCUGCCUCAGUGAGGUCAUCUUUCUAGAGGGGUUCAUGAGGAGAAUAUACAGCUGCCUGUCGUCUCUGGAAGUUUUGCAUCUUAUUGGAACAUUUGAACUUUCGUCUGAAUCAGAAGAAGACAUAUAUGAAGUCAUCAACAUUGGAAAAAUCAAGGCCCAUACGCCCAAUCUGAAAGUGGUUAACCUGUACGGCAUUACGUUCUUGGAUGACACACACAUUGAGAUGCUGGCCUCUAACUGCAUACACAUCGAGUGUCUGGCUCUCAAUUUCUGUCUCAGAGUCAAAGGGUCAUCUUUCAAGACUCUCAUUCAGCGCUGCAAAAAACUGAAAACACUACUCCUUCAACAUGCAGGCGUUGAGGACCAGCACAUGCAGUCUGUGCCGUGGGAGGCCUCCUGCGUGCACGAGCUUGACCUGACCUCCACCGAGCUGUCCGAGGAGACCCUGGAGAGCGUGCUGCUGCGCAUGCCUGGCUUCACCUACCUGGGGCUCGGCUACUGCGAGUUCUUCUCGGACAAGGUUCUGGAGAAGCUGCUGGAGACGGGCAAGCUAAGCCGCCUGCAGGCUGUGGACAUCAGCCACACUCACGCCCUCAGUGAGAACACCAUCUACCAGUUUCUGCAGAUCCACGGUCCCAACUUGCGGGGCCUCAUGCUGGUGGGAAAGUCAAAGCUGACGGAGAAUUUCUGGCUCAACGUCAUCCCUUUCCUCAAAAAUAUCAGUAUCUGUGUGCUGGGGACGGCCAACGGCUGGUUCUUACGCAUGCAGAGCCGAGUACACGUGGACCAGAUAGUGGAAGCCUUUGCCCAGCAUUGUCCUCGCCUAGAGCGUCUGGAAAUCCAGUGGGACCCUGACACCAUUCGCUUCUCCGACAAAUCCAACAAGUUCAUCGACCACAUACGACUUCGCUGUCCACACCUCAAGUCCCUGACCCUGAGUGACGGCGAAUACUAUGAGCUGGUCAAGUCCAACUUCGAGCGCGCUGACCGCAAAAAGGUAGUGCGCACCACCACCAACUACACCACCAGCAUCGUCAGCCUCCUCACCAAUUACAACGACCUCCUCUUUAACUGAAGCUCAACCCCAGCGGCGGUGCAGACGUGUGCAGUGUCCUUACUCCCCAUACUGGGCCUCGCGGUCCUUCCACCUUGCUGUGAUGGUCACACCCUUUGUUUAGUUACAUCCGUCCCCAGACGACUCACUGGCUGCUAACCAGCACGGGAGAUGCUGCACCAUUGUGAGACACUGGCGAAGACCCGGAUGUUCCUUCCCGUUUGUUAUUUAGCACAGUCAAGAGGGUGGCGUGCUAUAGGUGUCCGUGUUAUAGGCUGACAGUGACAAUUUCCACUUUGUCAGCAUUGUGGUAAAUCUACCCCUCAUUACCCGUCACAUUGCUCGACACUGAAGCGUAGACCAUAACUCAGUCAAAUCCAGAGCGAUGAUCCUGCUCUGUAUAAAGCGACUGUGCUUUCCUACAAGAGCAGCUGUCAAAAGAUGGAGAAGUACUAGACAACUGCGUACCUUUUCGUAAAGAAUCUUUUAGUCAAAGAAAUGAGGUGAAAGUUAUCUAGUGCAUUAAAGUAUCACGAUAUCUGUAGUCAGCAUCAACUCGAUUAGGGUCUACAGAUAUUUUCCCAUUGCCUCUGUUUGCUAGAUGUGAAUCUGUGUUAUUUGAGGAUUUAAAAAAAAAUACAUGUGAGGAUAAUACUGACCUCACUGCUGUAAAUUUUACAAUAAUUUUGAUUUUGGUUGCUUCUUCAUCCUGGCUGUUCAAUAUAGUUUGAAUCUCAUAAAAAAAUUACACCUAAAAUAUCAAUUUGUUGUCGGCUUUGCUGCUGAGUUCACUACAGAAAGCUUUGAUUACUUUCAAUACUGAAACACUAGGAAUGGGUGUGCAAACUGCUUAACGAACUUGCAAAUAAUUGUUUGUGGUCAUCUCCAAUGCCACUUAAUCAAAGCAUCAUUUUAUUCCCAGGUCUCCAGUAAAAAACAUUUCAAUCGUUAAGCAUAAUAAUUUAUUGCAUUACAUCUGUUGUUGUGUUUUGUCUUGUACGGGAAUUGUCAAAUGAUUGUUUAAAAGCUAAGAGUGUUUAGCUGAAGGUGUUGUACAGUAUGUAUGUUGACUUGCAAGUAUGGUAGUCGCAGAAGUACAAGAUGGUGUGUAUUUAGCUGGCUAGUCACAGAACCAGACUUAGUCCCUCUUCAAUUCAUUGAAAGCUGUCCAAGUCGAGAAGCAGUCACCGUCAGACACAAACAUUAGAAACCAAAUAAAAUCGUCGUUAUUGUUAUACUGGCAUGUACAGUGUGAAUUAAAACACUCCCACAAAAAA